Fraxinus pennsylvanica is the source of this 357-nucleotide messenger RNA. The record is from the annotation of a GenBank genome assembly. NCBI's taxonomy places the organism in Eukaryota, Viridiplantae, Streptophyta, Magnoliopsida, Lamiales, Oleaceae.
AUGCCAAAUGACCCAAGAUCGAAAUAUGUUCCUGGCGUAGAAAUCCCUAAUCGACCAGCAGGGCAGAGACCUGCUACGGCUUCGCCUCCAGAUGUGAGUAACUUUACUAACAUAGUUUUGGGAAUGUUGAAUGGAUUUGUACCAAUGCUUCAUGGUUUUUCAAAUGCAAGUGGAUUUGGUGAUACACCAAGGUAUCAAUUUGGAAAUGCUGACUCUUUUCAUGGUACUAGCGACCACGUUUGUAGAGAAACCGGUCAAGCUCACCAGGCAAAUGACGGUUUGCAUGCCGAUAAAACUCUGAAGAAACUUUUGCUAUUUAUUUUUGUUCUUGCAGUGCUUGCUUUGUUUCUUUUGUAA